Linum tenue is the source of this 1782-nucleotide messenger RNA. Lineage: Eukaryota; Viridiplantae; Streptophyta; Magnoliopsida; Malpighiales; Linaceae. The record is from the annotation of a GenBank genome assembly.
CUUGGAGAAGAAAGAAAGAAACAAGGAAAGAAAGGCAGCCAAAUUAGCAACCAUGCAAUUCUUGAAAGAGGAAGAGUGUUGCGCAGAGCAGCAGCUGCUGCCUCCCGUCAGCCCUAAUGGUCUUUUCUUCAAUAGCUCUGCCGUUUCACUGGUAAUCCUUGCCGUUUUUGAGACUGAAGAACCCAUCAGCCUCCCUUCUUCCCGAGUUGUUCACCUGCUUGACACCCGCCUCCUUCCUGUCCAUCCUCGUUUUUCCUCCAUCAUCGUGACAGGGGAGGAUGGAGUAAAACGAUGGGAAAAGGUGGAAGUGAACGUGAAGGACCACAUCAAGACUCCCGUUUUUCCGGAAGGGAAGUCGCCGGAAUUCUACGACCGGUGUUUUCAAGAUUACUUCCACAAAAUCUCCGGGGAAAAGUUCCCGGAGGGGCGGCCGCUGUGGGAGUUCCAUCUCGUGAAGUACCCGACUCUGAACGCGGCGGGAAACGUGAUCUUCAAGAUUCACCACGCCAUCGGCGACGGAUACUCACUGAUGGCGGCAAUGAUUUCUUGCUUCACGCGAUCCGACGAUCAUUCUCUGCCCCUGACCUUCCCAAAGAACCGAAUCCGGCGGUCCUCAGCAGCACAUGGCCGCGCUGCUUUCCUGUCCAGAGGGCUGACGUCGGCUAUCAAUACGGCGUCGGAUAUGUGGUUCAGCUUCUCGAAGACCAAGUUUUCGGAGGAUGAUCUGUCGCCGAUACGGUCCGGAGAUCCGGCGGUCGGGUCCCGCCCCGUCUCUGUGGUGACGAUGACGUUCCCUCUUGAUGACGUCAAGGAGAUCAAGGGUCGCCUGGGAGUGACCGUAAAUGAUGUAAUGACGGGGACCAUAUUCUUGGGGACUCGACUGUAUAUGCAAGAAAUGGAUCCAGGAUCACAAGCUGCAGAAACCACAGCAAUGGUAUUGAUGAAUACGAGGAUGCUUCAAAGCUACAAUUCGAUUCAGGAAAUGGCAGAACCCAAGACAACUUUGGCCUGGGGAAACCACUUCGCCUUUCUCCAUAUCACCGUCCCCAAGCUGAUCGGAAUGUCAGACGGCGAUGAAUUGCGGUCGCGUCGUCGUGCUCUGGAAUUUGUGAGGACGACCAGUGCUACCAUUCAAAAGAAGAGAUUUUCUCUAGCGAUUUCUCUCACGGCCAAGCUCCUUGACCUUUACCGGAAACUCAAAGGACAUGAGGCAACAGCCAGUUACUUGUACAAGGCGUUAAAGAGCACAAGCAUGGCAGUUACUAACAUGGUUGGUCCUCUAGAGCAAAUGGCUUUGGCCGAUCAGCCUGUCAAAGGCAUGUAUUUUGUGGUCGCUGGAACUCUACACGAUGUUUUCGUCACCAUAGUAAGCUAUAUGGGACAGCUGAGGGUAUCCGUUGUAGCGGAGAAAGGCUUCAUAGACCACGACAAGCUCAAGUCUUGCAUUCAAAUGGCAUUCCACCACAUUUAUGAAUCCUCGUGCCAUUAGAAUUCUCGCCUAGGAUGGCAAGAAAAAUGAUAGAUUUAUAAAAACUUGUUACACAAAUUUCUUCUAUGUGUGAUUGUAACGGAAGCGGUUAAGGCGUGGUAACUAGACCCUUGUAGCCACCGUGACUACUAAGAGUAGGAAUGAUAUAUUUUGGUGUUUAUUGUUUUGGUAGUGGUGCAUAUGUUUUAUUAGUAGUGUUGACAUUGUGAUAAUGGUUAUAUUAUAUGUUUGGAUGGAUUGGUAAAUAUUAUACUUACAUUUAUGUUAACUACAUUGAAUUACUUACAGUGGAG